This is a messenger RNA of Rotaria sordida, 1772 nucleotides long. The record is from the annotation of a GenBank genome assembly. Lineage: Eukaryota; Metazoa; Rotifera; Eurotatoria; Philodinida; Philodinidae.
AGAAAAUAAAAGCUGGUUAUACAAAUGGUGUCCGAGUACAAAUGGGAAAAUUAGAAGACUUUAUAAAUACAUCAUGUGUAACAAGUCUUGAUUUUGUUUUUCGUGAAGAUGAUGAUGAAGAUCCUGAAGAUAAAUUAAUGGAAUUAUUACAAUCAAGUUCAGAUUUUAAUCAAAUGUCAAACUUUUUAUCAUAUCAAAAUAUUGAUUAUCGUUAUCAAAAACGAUAUAGAAUUAAAAAAUUAGCACAAAUACGUGGUGCUGUUAAACGUAGUUAUAGCUAUAGUCAUCAUGCAAGUGAUAGUACUAUAGCACAAAAUAUUCUUAAUUCAAAUCCUGCUGAUGAUCAAGAUGAUCAAACUGAUACAAAUGUUUUAAAUCAUAUACGUGCUGAUGAACAUACAUUAUCAACAUCAAAUAGACGAGAUAAUUUAUUAAGAGAUAAAGAAGUACAUGAUAUUAUUGCUCUUCUUCCACAUACUUCCUCUAUACAAGAUCAAGCAGAUAUUUUACAUUAUCUAUGUAUGAAUAAAGGUAUUGACUUUGAAUUUGAACAUAAUGGACAUCAUGUAACAGUUCGCGACCUUAUUCAAGAACUUUAUAAUCGUGCAUGUAACCAACGUGUUUGGUGGUGUGUACGUCAUUGUGCUGGUAUGUUAGGAAUGCAAAAUAAAAGUAUUGCACAAAGUUUAAUUGCUAUACUUGCACAACAAAAACAAUUAACGAUUGGUUUACCACCAGCACCACGUGAACAUGUUUUAACAAGUCCGAUAACAUUUGAACAAUUAUAUAAUACAAUAGUAGCAGCAACUGGAAAUGAUCCAACAAUGGUUAUGUUAACACAAGAAAUACUAGUAUUUUUACAUAUAUUUAUUAGUACGGAACCACAAUUAUUUGCUGGUAUGAUACGUAUACGUGUAGGUCUUAUUAUACAAGUUAUGCUAGGUGAAUUAAAACGUACAUUACAAUCAUCUGAUGAAGAUACAACAGAUCAUUUAUUAAAUUUAAGUCCAUAUGAAAUCAAAUGUUUAUUACAUAUUAUUUUAAGCGGUAAAGAAUUUGGUAUAACCGAACAUUCAACAAAACCACCACCAGAAUUAGCAGAUUUAUCUAAACAAGAACGUGAUAUGCGUAUUAUACGUAAUGAAAUUAAAGAAGCAAGUACAAAAAAAUUAAGUGUUCAUUUAAAUUGGGGUGAUCAUCCAUCAGAAGAUGAUGAUGAUGAUGAUGUUGGAAAACAUGGUCAAUGGAUUCGUCGACGACGUCUUGAUGGUGCUUUGAAUCGUGUACCUGUUCGAUUCUAUGGACAAGUUUGGCAAACACUUGAAAAGUGUAAAGGUAUUAAAAUAGCUGAUUAUAUUCUAUAUAACAGUUUAACACAAGAAAUGACUCAAGAAGAAAUUAAAUUUGCAUUACGGGUUGAAGAAGCUCUUAAUCGUGUACCAUUUACUGAAUAUCGACAGUUGAUUGUUGAAGCUUGUGUUAUAUUAACAUCAAUAGCCCUUGGUGAUAAUCGAUUUCAUUUGGAUGAAAUAAUUAGUAUUGAAGAUAUUGUUUCUACAGCAAAUGGAAUAUUUUUACAAGAUCAAUUAGCAUCAGGUGGUGAUGCAACAAAAUGUUGUGCUAGUGGUAAUCCAUGUGGAUCAGCAGCUGGUAUAUGUUUACAUUUUUAUGAUUCAGCACCAAGUGGACGUUUUGGAACAAUAAAUUAUUUCUUACGUGCGCUUCUAAAACUUUUACAUGUUGAUGAAACAAGUGUAUGUUCGAUUAGUUAA